GUGAAAAAACAGACAACCUAGUUUGUGUGUUCACACGAACAGGACAUGUUAAAAGUUCCUCGCUUUGAGUUCUUUCAGUUCCUUAAGUAAUAAAUGGAAAGCAAAGUUAUAUUUGUCUUUCAUUUUUGCUGUAGAAAAAUUAUCAGAUCCGUGACUCAGUCGAACCGUGAGUUUCGUGAUCCGUUGCGCCCCUAAACCAAACCUAACAAGCUACCUAAGGGAACAAAUUGCAUACAUUACACCGUACGACACUGUGUAGCGAGGAAACUUUAUGUCUUUGCCAUUUCGACAUAGUUACGUUCGUGGAUUUUCAGCCUAGAGAAACUGUGCAGAGUACAUUAAUGCUUUGACUGCAAAGCAAGCUUCCGUCCUAUUUUAACAAUAAAUCUCGAGUUUGAAGGCGGGCAGCUUUUCGCUGGCCCUGUGGUGGAGAUACGUCCAUUUAGAGAGGCGCACCGCCAUACGUCACCCCCCAGUUCUGGGCCAGCAGUUUCAGGACGGAAGUUUAUAGGCGGGAACAACCCAGAGUCAAAGAUGGCGGAAUACACGAAACACCCAACGAUUCAGAGAGGACAGUCUCUACCGCAGUUGAGUCAGUGCUCAAAAUGUUGCAGCUGGUUUCACUGCCCAUUUUGCACUGCCAGUGUGUUUAAACCCACCAGAUUGGGCAAGUUGAAAAUGCAUUUGAAAAGUCAUUUUAACAAGGCUGUUCUUCAUGAAGGUUUCACCAUCCACAGAUGUGGUUUAGAUUGCCGGCCAACACUCCAUUAUCACUGCCUCUACUGUCAGUUUACAGUAUUAAGGAGAAGUGACUUUGCAAACCACUUGCUACUUUGCAAAGUCAAACAGCACAUAGUGCCAGGCAGUGAAGCCACACCUUUAACCCCGAAAACGCCCGCCAGUGCCACAUUCACUGUGCCACCAAUCACCAGUGUUUCUACAGCAAGGUUUUGUGGGCCUGCAGUUAUUAGAAAGAGGUGCCCUGUUUGCAAAGUGCUAAUGAACAAACGCAGCUUGAAAAAACAUAUUGACCGAAAACACACGGAUCAAAGAUUGCAAGACAUGAAUGUGAACGAGAAUCAAACGAAGAUGGAGCACAGUGAUAUCAUGGAUAUGGAAACUGAGGAGAAAAAUGAAUCUCCGGAACACUGGGGCAGCCAGUUGGACUCGGGUUCGGGACCCAGUUCCAUCAAUAGUCUUGGCAGUGUACUGGAAGAGCCCGCAGUGUCCUCCGCCGCCAUGGCUGCACCCUCCCCAGGCCUGUCCGACGGAGAGCACUCGUCCGCCUUCAGCCCUCCACCACUCAGCCCAAUCGUCAAGUCCUUCACUGGUAUUAUACCCCAGUGCGUCGGCUCCCCUCUGGACGACCCGGGAAAGACGAUGCAGUGGAGAGGCCGAGCGGACGCGGCCGAAGGCCCAAUAAUGAAAAGACUCAAAGACCUUAGUGAUGAAGCCGUGCCCGACGGCGCGCAUGCAGACGAGGAUCGCCGCUUCUUCUCUGCCAUGGCCGACUUGGUGAAAAGGUUACCACUGCGUAGGAGAGAUGUUGCUAAAUUCAAAACCUAUCAGAUGUUGUUCGACAUGGUGCAGCAGUAUGAGGAUGAGCAAGAAAGCUAAUGAUAUUUUCUAUCUCGCUAAUUUUAAUACUGUUUACUUAUGUUGAAUAAAAAAGACAGUUCAACUGUCUACCUGUAUUUACUGACGAUAGACAAAAUAGGCAGGUUUGGGCAGAAUACUAUGAAUAAAUGCUAUUGCCCUA
Messenger RNA from Paramormyrops kingsleyae, 1759 nucleotides. The record is from RefSeq and is a predicted model, not a curated record. NCBI's taxonomy places the organism in Eukaryota, Metazoa, Chordata, Actinopteri, Osteoglossiformes, Mormyridae.